Molecule: messenger RNA, 631 nt
Organism: Beta vulgaris subsp. vulgaris (sugar beet)
Lineage: Eukaryota; Viridiplantae; Streptophyta; Magnoliopsida; Caryophyllales; Amaranthaceae
Exons: 3
Coding region: 48-359 (103 amino acids)
Source: RefSeq, a predicted model, not a curated record
AGGUGAUGAGUUAAGUGUGUUGGAUAAUUUUUUUUUUAUGUUUCAAUAUGAUAUGUUUGCAAGAGAUUAUAACUAUGAGAAAGAAUUUGAUAAAAUUGAUGAAUAUUGGUAGAUGGAUUGAGUAUGUUGGUAUUAAUUAUGUAUGUGGGAAUUGUAUAGAUAUGAGUAAACGGGAUGACGAUACUUUGUCAGAUGAGUACGAGGAGGAAGCAGAAUGUUUGGAGGAAGAAGGUGGAUCAAAGAGGAAGAAGAUUUUGAAAGGAAGUAAGAGGAAGAAGAGGUUGAAAGGUGUGGCUGAAGAGGUUGGAAGCGAAUGUAUGAGGAGGAAAUUUAAAUUUACAAGAGAUAUGUUUAGGUAAAUGGUCUAAGUGAAGGUGGUGUAGUGAGAUCCCAUGGUGAGGUUUGUAAAACGCAACUAAUAAAGUGCAAAGGUGCGCAUCCUAAUGUGAAUUGUAGGGUGGAGACAUUAGGCAAGGUUAUUGGUGGAUUUAAUGCAUUGAAAGUGCAGUGGAUUAUGGACAUGGGUUUUGGAGGUUUGUUGGAGUUGAAGCGAAGAAGAUUGUCGCGUUCGUUAUGCUAUUGUGAUUCAACUUUGUUAUGUUAUGUUGUUAUGUUGUUAAUUUUCGCUUAG